GCGCAUGAAAGGGGGAACAGGGGAACUGAAUUCUACGGAACACCGGUAUUCACUCCUGAUUGAUUCUCUGCAGUUGCAGUUUGUUUGAUGAGGAGAGGUACAGUCAGGCUAGCCAGCUAGGGACAUUGUUAUUGAUAGCAUGCCGUGACAUUUUCCAUCGAAGGGGCUUGCAUGAUGGGCGGCGGUCGUCUGAAUUAAGGUGACUGUCCAAUGGCUUUCUAUGCACCAAGGCCAAAAAGAGACUGACUCCUCCGAAGAUUUGAAAAAGCUGUAUUGUGCUUCUUGAGACAGUACUCAUUGACGAGUCAAUCACCAAUGAUGUAAAAAUAAAAUGAAGACAUAGCGAGCUACUCCAGACUUCCUCACUUUAGUAGUGUCCAUUUCAUUUAGGCAUUUUACCACACAGAAGGUGUGCCAAAGGGUACAAAGAGGACCAAAAAGUUGUAAAACAAGCUGACUGGAAGAUGUUUUCAGCUUUGAAGAAGCUGGUGGGCUCUGAGCCUGGACAGCUGAGGGACAAACAUAUUCCUGCUGGACUGCAGUCAAUGAACCAGAGUCUGCAAAGAAGGUUCGCCAAGGGAGUGCAGUACAACAUGAAAAUUGUCAUCCGUGGUGACCGAAACACGGGCAAGAGUGCCCUGUGGCAUCGAUUACAGGGAAAGAAGUUUCUAGAAGAGUACAUUCCCACACAGGAGAUUCAAGCCACCAGCAUCCACUGGAACUACAAAACAACAGAUGACAUUGUCAAGGUGGAAGUCUGGGAUGUGGUGGACAAAGGGAAAGGGAAGAAGCGAGGAGAAAAUCUGAAACUGGAAAAUGAACCCCAGGAGUCUGACACUGAGAUGGCUCUGGAUGCUGAAUUCUUGGAUGUGUACAAGAACUGCAAUGGCGUUAUCAUGAUGUUUGACAUCACAAAACAGUGGACUUUUAACUACAUCAUGAGAGAGCUCCCCAAGGUACCCACCCAUGUGCCAGUGUGUGUGCUAGGAAACCAGAGGGACAUGGGUGAACACCGGGUUAUCCUGCCUGAUGACACACGAGAGUUCAUAUCAAACCUGAACAGACCCCCUGGUUCCUCCUACAUCCAUUACGCAGAGUGUUCUAUGAAGAAUGGCUUUGGCCUCAAGUACCUCCACCGUUUCUUUAACAUCCCCUUUCUACAACUCCAGAGGGAGACUCUUCUUAGACAGCUUGAGACCAACCAGCUGGACAUAGAUGCCACUCUAGAGGAACUCAAUGUUCAGCAGGAGACUGAGGACCAGAACUAUGACAUUUUCAUGGAUAUGAUGGAGGCCAAGGGGAAAGGAUACAACUCUCCCUCCAAUGGCCAGAGUCCCUCUUCAGGCUCCCAGUCACCCAUUGUCCCCCAGAGUGGACCCUCCACUCCUGGGGCAUGCUCAAGCCCCUGCACCCCCCAGCUCCCACUCCCACCCCAGACUGUACCUACCCCAAGCCCAGCCCAAGUACCUACUCCUUAUAACCCUAACCCCUCUCAGCAACCUGCCUCUUCUACUGGCCAAGGUCAGACACAGCAUCCCCUGGCUUCCCCACAGAACAUGGAGGCGGCCCAUCAGUCCACCACGCCCCAGUCGCCCAGUGGUGGCCAGGUGACCGCUCCCCAGAAAAGGGGCUUCAUGUCAAGGCUGUUUGGAUCUGCCAUCCCUGAGACACCACCUAAAACAGAUGGCCUAGGGUCAGAUUGCGGCCAGCCCAGGGGAAAUAUCCAAAAUGUGGAUGACUUUGUUCCAGAGGUGGGCCUGGACCGGAGUUUCCUGGAGGAAGGGGCUUCAGGAGCUAAAGCCAAGGAGAAGGCCCGCAAAGCAGUUAAUAUGGACAGCGACAGUGAUGGGGAGGGCAGAGGAGGGAACCCCAUGGUCUCAGGGUUCCAGGAUGAUUUGGAUCCUGAAGAACUGUGCCAGGCUGUGCCCAAGGCCAUGGCCGCUCCCAGUCUGGGCAUCACCCUAACCAGUGAUGAAGAGGAAGAGGCCACCACAGCACCCAAACCCAACCUGGAUGGAGGCUCAAGUCUGGACAGUGAACUUCACAGUAAAAGAAUCUCUUCCAAUGGAGCAAAGACUCAAAACACGACAGGAGAGUCCAAGAGACCCACAGUCCUAAAGAUGGAGCCUGUGUCUUUUCUAAAUCCUACCCCAGCCCCAGUGCAGUCUAACCGGGUAAACAAGAAGGAAGCAGACAAAGACUCAGAUACCGAUCAAGAGGCCCAUGUGUCCAAGCAGAUGCUCUCUUUUGUCAUGGAUGACCCAGACUUCGAGAGUGAAGAAUUUGAGACAUCUAAGAAAAAGAAGGUAGACCCUACCAUUUUACAAGACGAUCCAUCUGACCUAUCUGAUGACAGCUUUGUACCCAGGACAACACUGGACCUUCUCAAACCCACUGUCCUUUCUUUGAAGAGCCAGCCGCAGAACGAGGUGGACUUGUUUGGCCUAGGCUUCCAGAAAGGGGCGUCCAAGAGCAAGGACAGCAGUGAGGACCAAGACGAUAAAGACAGUAGACACUCAAUAAAAGAUAAGAAGAAAAAGAAGAAGAAAAGUAAAGAGGAUGAUGACAAAAGCAGCAAAAAGCGACACAAACAGAAGAAAAAAGAAAAAGAGGAUUCAGAAAAUGGGGACGAGAAAGAGAAAAAGAAGAAAAAGUCUAAAACCAAGAAAAGCGGGAAUGCUGAUGACCUUGAGUCUUUCCUAGGAGGGGGUGACGGACUAGUUAAAGGUGAGGGUGGAGACUAUGAGGAGCUGUAGAACUGAUCUUUCCAAUCCCGGUACUAGUCAGCAGUGUAACAUCAUGAAUACGUUGGUGUUAUGACCACCUGACUAUUGGCUAAAUAACCAUGGAUCUGCAACUUCAACUGAUUUCAUCUCACUCUUCCAGACUGACAUUGUGGUACCUAUUUUAUCAUUGUGAGUUUAACUUUGCGUUUAUUUAAUAUUCUGUUACACUUUAAACACAAUGCUACGUUGAUGCAACAAACACUCAAGUUUGACAUAGCUGUAGCUCAUAUUGGGAUGCCUUCUGGUCAAACUUAAAGGACAAAACAACUUGUUUUUAGAUUGAAGUGAUCAUUCCUGGGUAACAUACAGUAUUCUUAAAAUGUUCUAGUUACUUUCCAUUUCUGUCGACUUUUCUCAUUAGGUACAGCAGAUUGCUGAACUAAUAGAUCCGGAUAAAGCUUUUAGAAUUGACCUCAGUAAAGAGUCCUGAACAACUUAUCCAUGGGUGCUGACAGAUUAUAUGAACGAGGGGUUUUUAAGGAAUUUUGAAGACUGUGCAAUUUGUUUAAUUUAUUAUGCAAAUAUAAUUCAGCUGUAAAACUAUUAUUUAUUGUAUCUAAUAUUUUCCCCUUGUGUUUCUUUUUGUUUCUUUUGGUUGGUCAUCAAUGCCUUAAGGAAAGCUAUCAGUCUUGUAAAGAUGCUUCCAAAAAGCUUGUGAUCAAGAUGCCUUUUGUUGAAGACGAUAUUGGUUUGGAUAAAGACAUUUUAGGGUGACAUGCUACUUUUUUUCUUUCAAAGCUGCUGUACACAUAAUAUAUUUUCUUUUUCUAAAAUGGUCAUCCUUGUGCAAUCUAAUUGAAUCUACUGAAUCAUAUUCUUACACAAACCAAAACCAAACAGCAUGAUCAAUGUCUUGUACGUAUUGUUAUUGUGUGGUUACAUCCAUUGAAUAUAUUACAUGGAUACCUAUAUUCUAGUACUUGACAAGCACCAAAGGAUGGUUUUGGUUGGGUGUCAAUGGAAUUGAGCCUCACCAAGUCCUUUGUAUCCGAUAUGGCCACAGCAAAGGACAUGUGAGACGCACAAACAGGCUGCACCCACACUGGUUUAUGCAGCUGAAGUUGGAAAACCUUCACAGCAGUGUUGCUACUUAGGAUUCACCAUCUAGAACAUUUCAAUGUUCAAGUUGGUGUUUUAUGUAUAUUGUUUAAAACGGUUAUCAAACUGUUUAUGUAAGUACAUUAUUUGGGUGUGUAAAUCAUACCUAUAAACUGUUCCAUACUUUACACUCCUAAAGAUGUUUACAUCAAUAAAUGGUCUUGAAAGGCUUCACAGUCCCCUUAGAAUAGACUAUGUACAUCAAGAAAAUGGCCACGAAUUCAUUUGAAACUCUUACCAUCUUUGCAUUCAUUUAUAGUGAACAUUGCAUAUUUAUAAAAGAAAAAAAGUAAUUUCACAAUAUAUUUUGGACAUCAAAAAGGCAUGUGUGUUAAAAUAUGCACAAAUGUUUAUUAAUUAUUACUGUGUAUUUCCUAAUGUAUCUCCAUAACCCCCUUGGUUGUUUCAUUCUGGACUGUCUUGAAAAUAUUAAAUACUAUAAACUG
Molecule: messenger RNA, 4330 nt
Organism: Osmerus eperlanus (European smelt)
Lineage: Eukaryota; Metazoa; Chordata; Actinopteri; Osmeriformes; Osmeridae
Gene: rabl6a
Product: RAB, member RAS oncogene family-like 6a
Exons: 16
Coding region: 465-2756 (763 amino acids)
Cellular component (GO): nucleus; cytosol
Molecular function (GO): GTP binding; GTPase activity
Source: RefSeq, a predicted model, not a curated record